AUGAUCCCUCAAUUGCUCCAGCGCUCAUCGAGGGCAUGUCCCCGGUACAAUCCAGCGCUCUACCGCCUAUCUACAACCUCUCAGCAGCGACCUGGUCUAACCCAGACCUUCUGGACCUCUGCCCCGCGUCGCGAACAGCCUCGGACACCCACAGACUCGAAAUCCACGACUACGAAGCCAUCGGCCGUGUUUCCCGCAAUCAAGCAACCCACGAAACAAAAUGAUCCUCUUGCGACGGUCGAGAAGUCUGCCCCGGAGCAGCGCAAGGCUGACUGGGCUAUCAUGAAAGAGAUGACUCGCUAUUUGUGGCCGAAGGAUGACUGGGGUACCAAGCUCCGAGUCAGUCUCGCUGUUUCUUUGUUGAUUGGCGCAAAAGUCCUCAAUGUUCAAGUUCCCUUCUACUUCAAGGGCAUUGUAGACUCUAUGAACAUUGAUGUUGCCGCUGUGGGAGGUACUGCGACGACAGUUGCCGGAGCCAUGAUCCUAGCAUAUGGCGCAUCUCGAAUUGGCGCAACAGUAUUCCAGGAACUGCGAAACGCUGUUUUUGCUUCUGUCGCACAAAACGCUAUUCGAAAAGUUGCCUGUAAUGUCUUUGAUCAUUUGUUGCGACUCGAUCUUACAUUCCAUCUUUCCAAGCAAACCGGUGGGCUGACCAGGGCUCUCGAUCGUGGUACCAAGGGAAUCAGCUUUAUUCUGUCCAGCAUGGUUUUCCAUGUCUUACCAACUGCUCUUGAAAUUAGCAUGGUUUGCGGAAUUCUUACUUACAACUACGGCGCCAAAUUUGCUGCUCUCACCGUUUUGACAAUGGUCAGCUACACGGCAUUUACUAUAUGGACAACCGCUUGGCGAACAAAGUUCCGAAGACAAGCCAAUGCGGCAGACAACAAGGCUUCUACCGUGGCAGUGGACUCACUCAUCAACUACGAGGCUGUCAAGUACUUUAACAACGAAAAGUUCGAGGUUGCGAGAUACGACAAGGCUCUUGGACAGUAUGAGAAGAACUCCAUCAAAGUUGCGACAUCUCUGGCCCUUCUUAACAGUGGACAAAAUAUCAUCUUCUCCUCGGCUCUUACUGGAAUGAUGUACCUUGCCGCCAAUGGUGUGGCUGAGGGUACUUUGACGGUCGGUGACCUAGUUAUGGUCAACCAGCUUGUUUUCCAACUCUCUGUCCCUCUCAACUUCCUCGGAUCCGUCUACCGUGAGCUUCGACAGUCUCUGCUGGAUAUGGAGACUCUGUUCAACCUCCAAAAGGUCAACGCCAACAUCAAGGAGAAGGCCGGUGCGAAGCCUCUGGUUCUCUCCAAGGGCGGCGAGAUCAAGUUUGAGAACGUCAACUUUGCUUACCACCCUAACCGCCCUAUUCUCCGCGAUCUGUCCUUGACAAUCCCUGCUGGAAAGAAGGUCGCUGUUGUUGGCCCCAGCGGAUGUGGAAAGUCUACUCUGUUGCGUCUCUUGUUCCGAUCCUAUGAUGUCCAGGGUGGCCGAGUCCUGAUUGAUGACCAAGAUAUUCGCGAUGUCGACCUCGAGUCUCUGCGUCGCUCUAUCGGUGUUGUCCCCCAGGAUACCCCUCUAUUCAACGAUACAGUUGAGCACAACAUCCGAUACGGUUCUAUCAACGCUACUCACGAAGAAGUCGUUGCUGUCGCCAAGCGUGCCCACGUCCAUAAUACCAUCCAGUCUUUCCCUGACGGUUACGAUACCAAGGUUGGUGAGCGCGGACUCAUGAUUUCCGGUGGCGAGAAGCAGCGUCUUGCUGUCAGCCGUAUCCUGCUCAAGGAUCCUCCUCUGCUAUUCUUCGACGAGGCUACCAGUGCCUUGGAUACUCACACCGAGCAAGCCCUUAUGAUGAACAUCAACAGCAUUCUUCGCGAAAGGGGACGAACAAGCGUCUUUGUCGCUCAUCGUCUACGUACGAUUUUUGAUUCUGAUCUUAUUAUUGUCCUUAAGGAGGGACAUGUGGCGGAGAUGGGUACACACCGGGAGUUGAUUGACCGUGAUGGUGUUUAUGCUGAGUUGUGGAGUGCCCAAGAAACAAUGUUUGGAGAAGACGGAAAAGAGAAGAGCGAGGAAGAGAAUGAUCAAAAGAAGAACUAA
Fusarium pseudograminearum CS3096 is the source of this 2094-nucleotide messenger RNA. RefSeq lists its product as uncharacterized. The transcript has 2 exons. NCBI's taxonomy places the organism in Eukaryota, Fungi, Ascomycota, Sordariomycetes, Hypocreales, Nectriaceae. Gene Ontology annotation, cellular component: mitochondrial inner membrane. The record is from RefSeq and is a predicted model, not a curated record. Bases 1 to 2094 code for a protein of 697 amino acids. Gene Ontology annotation, biological process: intracellular iron ion homeostasis; transmembrane transport. Gene Ontology annotation, molecular function: ATP hydrolysis activity; ATP binding; ABC-type transporter activity.